Poeciliopsis prolifica (blackstripe livebearer) is the source of this 1203-nucleotide messenger RNA. RefSeq names its product putative deoxyribonuclease TATDN3 (gene tatdn3l). The record is from RefSeq and is a predicted model, not a curated record. The coding region runs from base 135 to 1112 and encodes 325 amino acids. Lineage: Eukaryota; Metazoa; Chordata; Actinopteri; Cyprinodontiformes; Poeciliidae. The transcript has 9 exons. Gene Ontology annotation, molecular function: hydrolase activity, acting on ester bonds.
UUCUUCCUUAAACUACUGGGAUGCGUUUGAUUUUAAAAAAGGAACUUGCCGCUGCGAUGCCACUAACCAGCACGAGAGAACACCGCCCUCCCGGGAUAGGCGGGAUUGAAUUUUGAGCGGUCAAGGUUGCACGCAUGCGCAGACUGCAUUUCAGUCAGGAAGUAGGUAAUGUUUUGGUUUUGAGAGCUACACAGACAAAAAAAAAAAAAUCCCACAUGCAUGGCUUCAUUGACUGCCACUGUCAUAUCUCUGCUGGGGAUUUUGACAAGGACGUGGAAGAGGUGAUUGAGAAUUCAAAGAAGGCUGGCUUGCUGGCACUUUUGGCUGUGGCUGAGCAUGCUGGGGAAUUUACCAAAAUCAUUGAGCUGUCUCAGAGAUUUUCAGGUUUUAUUUUCCCCUGUUUGGGAGUCCAUCCUGUUCAGGAAGUUUCCCCAGAGCAACAGAGGAGCGCUUCUCUGCAGGACCUUGAUGCAGCUCUGCCCGUCAUAGAGAAAUACAGAGACCGGCUUGUCGCAGUUGGCGAGGUUGGCUUGGAUUUUACUCCCAGGUUCGUCAGCGGCGAGUCUGAUAAGGAGAGUCAAAAGCUGGUUCUCAUACGUCAAGCGCAGCUUGCCAAGGAGCUGGACCUCCCUCUAAAUGUUCAUUCAAGGUCUGCAGGACGACCCACCAUCCACCUCCUGAAGGAGCAAGGUGUCGAAAAAGCCCUUCUUCACGCUUUUGAUGGGAAGCCUUCUGUUGCAAUGGAGGGAGUGAAGGCUGGAUAUUUCUUCUCCAUCCCCCCAUCCAUAAUACGGAGCGAGCAGGUUACAGAUGAUGAGCUCAUAUUUUACACGGCCUUUAACAGAAAUAAUGUUUACACUGGAAUGUUUGCUGCAUUUCUCGCCAAGAAGCAGAAACUGGUGAAGCAGCUUCCUCUGGAGAACAUCUGUUUGGAAACCGAUUCGCCUGCUCUCGGCCCAGAGAAGCAGGUAAGAAAUGAGCCCCGAAACAUCUGCGUCUCUGCCGAGUACAUCAGUAAGGUCAAAGGCGUGUCGCUGGAGACAGUGAUGGAGGUGACGACCCAGAAUGCCCUGCGGCUCUUCUCCAAGCUCAAGUCUGCCAUCCGACCCUGACGGUCACGUCAGCAAUCCAGAAUAUUUUCUCAUAAGAUAAUUUCUUGUCAGAAUGUGUAUAUCACCACGUGAUUAAAAGCUUUUAAAAUUA